AUGGGUGCUUUUGGCAGCUCGCGACAUAAAGGUACCGAUCGCCGUUGUCAUGGCUCGGACGGCACUUCACGGCUUUCGAACACCAAGCGAGCCGUAAUCUUCACGAUGUUGGUCACUCUUGCUGCACUCAGCGCCUUUGCCGUGACAGGCACCGUUGCCAGCCCGCAAUUCUGGGGCGGGCAUAGGCCUCCAUUCUGGGGCUCUGGACCCGAACCUUCCGGCUUCUGGGGCUCGCCUUUCUGGGGCUCGCCCUUCGGCCAUGGCCCGGAGUGGGCACAAGGUGCAUCUUCGUCUGUCGCCUCUACGACCUCGGGAACAUCCUCCGCCUCGUCUUCUUUGGUAGUCGCAACGUCGUCUAGGACCUCCUCUGCUUCGGUUUCUGCGGCAACAGCAACUACAUCAAGAGCGUCCUCCGCCUCUUCUUCCUUGGUGACGGGAACUUCAUCGAAAGCGUCCUCUGCUUCGGCGGCGACUCCAAUUUCAUCAAGAGCCUCUUCCACUGCCUCUUCCGUGGUGAUGAUAUCGACGUCGAGAGCCGCUUCUGCAACGAGUUCUUCGGCAGUCGCAUCAUCGCCGAGAGCGUCCUCCGCAUCCUCUUCUUCGGCAGUCGCAUCUUCGUCCAGAGGGUCAUCCGCAUUGUCUUCUUCAGCGGUCACAUCGUCCUCGAGAGCGUCCUCUGCUUCGCCAUCCUCGGUAGCCCCGUCGUCGUCGUUGAGAACAUCCUCCUUUGCAUCUUCCUUGGCUGUCCCGACACCCUCCGGCACUCCAGGCGUCGGCUCUACGCUUUGCGAUACCAUCGGAUCCGGCUAUCAAUGCCAGAACAACAUCUCCCAUUUCUGGGGACAGUACAGCCCGUAUUUCAGCGUGGCGUCUAACAUCAGCGAUCAGCUUCCAAGUGGCUGCAGCAUCACUUUCGCUCAGAUGUUGUCGCGUCAUGGUGCCCGUGACCCCAUCGCCUCGAAGACGACGUCGUACAACAACACCAUCAACAAGAUCCAUGCUAAUGUCAAAAACUACACUGCCGCUUACGCCUUCAUCGCCAAUUACUCGUACACCUUAGGUGCUGAUCAGCUCACCAUAUUCGGCCAACAGGAGCUCAUCAAUUCCGGCAUUAAGUACUUUGACCGGUACGCGACACUCACUAGCCGGUUGAGCCCGUUUGUCCGCUCCGCUGGAGAGGCGCGCGUUGUCGAAAGUGCACAAAACUGGACGCAGGGCUUUGACUCCGCUAAGCUGGCUGCUGGGCUGAGCGACCCGACCUACCCGUACCCAAUCGUUGUCAUUCCGGAAGAUGCCGGCGUGAACAAUACCCUGAACCAUGACCUUUGCAAUGCUUUCGAAAACGGCCCCGACAACAGCAUUGCAAGCAGUGCCCAAUCCAAGUGGACAGCCGUCUUCAUUCCGCCCAUCCAGGCCCGUCUCAAUGCUGGCAUGCCCGGUGCGAAUCUUACCACGACUGACACUAUCAACAUGAUGGAUCUCUGCCCAUUCAACACUGUUGCAUCCUUGACCGGAGCCAUCUCGCCAUUUUGCUCUCUGUUCACGGAGGCUGAGUGGCACCAGUACAACUAUUACGAGACCCUCAACAAGUACUACGGUUACAGCUAUGGCAAUCCCCUGGGACCUACUCAGGGUGUUGGCUUCGGCAACGAACUCAUUGCACGCAUGACGAACCAACCCGUCCAUGACAUGAGCAGCACCAACACUACUCUUGACAACAACUCUACAACCUUCCCCCUUGGCCGACAACUUUACGCAGACUUCUCGCACGACAACGACAUGACCGCCAUCUUCUCCGCGCUAGGCCUCUACAAUGGCACCGGGCCUCUCUCAAACACCACCGUCGUCGAAGCUGAGCAAGCCAACUACUACAGCGCAGCCUACACCGUGCCUUUCGCUGCCCGAGCGUACUUUGAGAAGAUGCAGUGCACCGGACAGUCUGAGGAGCUCGUACGCGUCAUUGUCAACGAUCGUGUCCUUCCUCUCACGCAGUGCGGUGGUGACAACCUCGGUCGUUGCACCCUCAGCAAGUUCGUUGGCAGCCUUGGCUUUGUACAGUCGAAUGGUCUCUGGAACCAGUGCUUUGUCGGCAAUUAUUCCUCGUAA
Baudoinia panamericana UAMH 10762 is the source of this 2106-nucleotide messenger RNA. RefSeq lists its product as uncharacterized. Gene Ontology annotation, molecular function: acid phosphatase activity. The transcript has 2 exons. NCBI's taxonomy places the organism in Eukaryota, Fungi, Ascomycota, Dothideomycetes, Mycosphaerellales, Teratosphaeriaceae. Bases 1 to 2106 code for a protein of 701 amino acids. The record is from RefSeq and is a predicted model, not a curated record.